Tripterygium wilfordii is the source of this 1522-nucleotide messenger RNA. Its product is annotated as cyclin-D3-3-like. Lineage: Eukaryota; Viridiplantae; Streptophyta; Magnoliopsida; Celastrales; Celastraceae. The coding region runs from base 207 to 1235 and encodes 342 amino acids. Gene Ontology annotation, cellular component: nucleus; cyclin-dependent protein kinase holoenzyme complex; cytoplasm. Gene Ontology annotation, molecular function: cyclin-dependent protein serine/threonine kinase regulator activity. Gene Ontology annotation, biological process: mitotic cell cycle phase transition; regulation of cyclin-dependent protein serine/threonine kinase activity. The record is from RefSeq and is a predicted model, not a curated record. The transcript has 4 exons.
CAUACACAAACACACACUCAACACUCUCUUUGCUCCGUGAGAGACUGGCCAAACAGUCCCGCCUCUCUCGCUUCCUACCACUUCUUUCACGUACAGAGACAGAGAGAGAGAGAAUGCCUCAAACUAGGUCUUUAGGCCUCUCUUUCUUAAUCUCUUUAUCUUGUGUAUAAUGAACCAAGAUCUCUUCCUCUUCUUCUCAGAAGAAGAUGGCCCUGCAUAGUCUUCAAAACGAUUCUUUUUAUGAUGCUCUGUAUUGCAGUGAAAAAAACUGGGAGGAGGAAGUUGGGGAUGAUAAUUUCUUACAACAAGAGAGCUAUGACGUUAAUGAUGGCAACAAAUCCUGUGAAUCUAUUCCGAUAUUGGUAGAACAAGACUUGUCUUGGGAAGAUGAAGAGCUUUCUUCAUUGCUUGGCAAGCAAGUGGAGAACGAUUUGUACAAAACCAUGGAAACAAACCAAUCUCUGGCUUGGGCUCGUCGUGAGGCUGUGGAUUGGAUUCUCAAGGUCAAUGCCCACUACAAUUUCUCUGCCCUUACUGGGGUUCUUGCUGUAAACUAUUUCGAUAGGUUCUUAUUCAGUUUCGAGUUCCAAAGAGAGAAGCCAUGGAUGGCCCAACUUGCUGCUGUGGCUUGUCUCUCUCUUGCCGCUAAAGUGGAGGAGAUUCAAGUGCCCCUUCUAUUGGACCUGCAGGUGGAGGAGAGUAGGUACGUGUUUGAUGCCAAAACCAUCAAAAGAAUGGAGAUUCUGGUUCUGUCUACGCUUGAUUGGAAGAUGAAUCCCGUAACCCCAAUUUCAUUCUUUGAUUACAUUGCAAGAAGACUUGAGUUUAAGGACCAUCUCUGUUGGGAAUUUCUCCGAAGAUGUGAGUGCAUCCUGUUAUCCGUCAUUUCAGACUCUAGGUUCACCCAUUAUCGACCAUCUGUAAUGGCUCCUGCUGUAAUGCUGCACGUUAUCGAUACUGUGAAGCCCUGUCUCCGUGCAGAAUACCAGGACCAGAUAUUGGGCAUUCUUGGAAUCGAGAAUGACAAGGUAGACGAGUGCUGUAAGCUGGUAAUGGAAUUCGCAUCUGGCAUUCAAUCCAAUAAACGCAAAUUGGGUACAAUUCCGGGCAGCCCAGAUCGCGUAAUCGAUGUGUCAUUUAGCUCGGACAACUCGAACGAUUCACGGGCCGAGGCAUCAUCUGUGUCUUCCUCCCCUGAACCUUUGUCCAAGAAGAGCAGAGCCGUGCAGAGCUGAUACAGUGCAGGACGACCUGCAGAAAAUAUCCUCACCACUACUAUUCCUCGCUAGUUCUUGGUCAAUUUUUUUUUUCCUUCAUCUUCGUCACGGACUCCAUAUAUUAUUAUUAUUACUAUAUUAUUGUAAUGAUAGAUGAUGUUCGUUUUGAUUUGCAAGUUAAAUUGCCAACCGUCUCUGCUUUUCUCCAAAUUGGUUGUGGGGUUCCAGGAACAGAGAUGGUUGGCAUUUUAUCCGGAUGGAAGGUUAAAAACAACAUGGAAAUAAAGAAUCAAGAGUUCUCUCUC